Messenger RNA from Hydra vulgaris (swiftwater hydra), 3883 nucleotides. Its product is annotated as adenylate cyclase type 9. NCBI's taxonomy places the organism in Eukaryota, Metazoa, Cnidaria, Hydrozoa, Anthoathecata, Hydridae. Gene Ontology annotation, cellular component: plasma membrane. Gene Ontology annotation, molecular function: adenylate cyclase activity. Gene Ontology annotation, biological process: intracellular signal transduction; cyclic nucleotide biosynthetic process; adenylate cyclase-activating G protein-coupled receptor signaling pathway. The record is from RefSeq and is a predicted model, not a curated record.
GAAAUGUUGUUAAACUUAUCAUUUUUUUUUCGUUUCUAUGGUGAAACACGCGUAUACAUCGAAGUAAAAAUCUAUAUUUAAAAAACAUAUUCAUUUCAAAUUUUAGUUCUUGCUAAUAGGGAUUUGAUACGAAUCCUUUUAAAUUGGCUUUACGAUAAGAAGAUAACCUCGAUGUUUUUAUUAGAAAAAAGCUACAUCUGGUAUGGUAUAGUUUUUUUAUGACUUAGAAUUGGAACUGCUAUAACGGAUUCAACUGCAUUCAACUACCUGUAUUAUGCUUAAUGGUCAUGUAAAAAAUUCGCCGACUGAGGCUAAUAACACUUUAAAUGUGUCAAUGCAAUUAAAUAAAAAUCUCAGCAAUAAAAAACAUGAAACGUUUAAUUCUAUAGUUGAUACCAGAGAUCGAAAAGGUUUCUUACCACUAUUUUUCGAACGAGCUUCUGGAAAUUUAUUUAAUCCUUGUUUUGAUUCUGAAAUUUUAGAAUCAGAGUUCCAGCGACUUUGUGUUACAAUCGAUAAACGAUGUUUUCAAAUCGCCUUACUUUACAUGUCAGUUGUAUCAGUUAUACUUUCUGUAUAUAUUGCUACAAGCCACAAUGAUGACAAAUCGCAUAUAAAAUUAGCUGUAGGUUGUGCUGUUGCCUGUGUAAUUGCUAUCAUAGUAUUUUUUUUUACAAGAUUUAAUAAAUUUUAUAGUAGAAUAUAUAUUGCAAGAUCAUUAUCUGUCAUUUUAACAUUAGUAUAUUGUGGUGCAGAAGUUGCAGCUUUUUUUGUAGUUAAUGAUACAGACUUUUCAUACAGUGCACGAUUUGGAUUAGCAACAUGUAUGAUUACAGUCAUAUAUACUAUGAUGCCAGCAUUGCCUCUUUACGGGAUUUUUAUACUUGCAUUAGCUUAUUCAGUAGCAAGAGAGUUAGCAGCUUCGUUCAGAAGUACCACUAAAAGAACUGGUUAUGAACUUGGAGGUAUCAUCAUUCUGCAUUUAUGCAUUCAUGCUUUAGGUUUAACAGCAGUGUUUAUGGCACAAGUUCGUAAAAGAAGUACAUUUUGGCGUGUUGGACAAAGUGUUGUUGCAAAACAAGAUUUAGACAUUGAACAGCGUGUUAAAAAUCGAAUGAUAAAAUCAGUUAUGCCUAAAAAAGUUGCGGAUUUCUUAAUUGAAAAUGGAUUAAAGCAUAAAAGAGUUAAAUCAUUCCGACCUUUUUCUAUGUACAAAAUGGAAAAUGUUAGUAUUUUAUUUGCUGAUAUUGUAGGGUUUACAAAUAUGUCUGCUAAUAAAGAAGCAGAUGAUCUAGUUCAUCUUUUAAAUUUGCUCUUUGGUAAAUUUGAUGAGCUAACAGAAAUUAACAACUGUGAAAAAAUCAGCACACUUGGUGAUUGCUAUUAUUGUGUUGCUGGAUGUCCAGAAGAAUCAGAGUAUCAUGCUAUCUCUUGUAUUGAAAUGGGAUUAGAUAUUGUUGAAGAAAUAAAAAAUUUUAGAAAAAAAACUGGGGAAGAAGUUGACAUGCGUGUAGGUAUUCAUACUGGAAAUAUACUGUGUGGUGUUGUUGGUAAUAGAAGAAGAAGGUUUGAUGUUUGGUCAAAUGAUGUUAAUCUAGCUAACAAAAUGGAGUCUAAAGGAAAACCUGGAAUGGUCCAUAUAACAGAAGUUACUCGAAGAUAUUUUAAAGAUCAAUAUGUGCUUUUAGAUGGUGAUGGAAUUGAAUAUUCUGGUGGAAAAUUGAGUUCUUAUUUUAUUUCAUGUCGAAAAAAUGGCAUAAGUGCAUAUAAACCUUGGCAAAAAACCAGUGAUUUUAAUAAAAGAAAUGGAAGUGUUUCAAAUAUUAUUGACCAUUUAGAUGUGGAGUCAAAAAGUAUUAAUUGCCAAGUAGCCACAUCUAAAUCUUCUUUAUCUAUAAAUAAAGUUGAUGUUUCUUUCAGUAUACAUAAUCAUAUUACUCCACAAUCAGAUUCAGAUGACAGUAUUGAAAACGAGUUUUUGUCAAAAAGUAUUUCAACCCUAUCUUCACCAAGUCAUUUCCAGGAAAAUUUGCCUAAAAAAAAUACAAAUUUUAGUAAGUCUAGUGCGACAUUUAACUUCUCGUAUGGUUUAGCAUUAAAUGAAGCUCUAAUGAGAGAUGCAAUGAAAGCAUCAAAUGAUAAUCAACUUGUAAAACUUAUGCAUGGAAAGAAAAUUCAAAGAGAAUACUUUUUUAAUCCUCCUUUACAUUGGUGGUCACUGACAUUUAUUGAUGAAGUUAAGGUAGAUAAAAAGGAAAACGAUGAAAAUGAGGAUGAUGUAAAUAUUUCGCAAAAAACUAAAAUAGUAAAGAACAUUACUGAAGCAAAAUAUAGAGAUGAAGGCUUUAAAGGUUUGAAAUUAAACCCAAAAGUAACAACUUUUGCAUCACCAAAAGUUCACUUUUUAUUUGAUGUUGUAACAAGCGCAAUAAUUUUAAUAGGUGUUAUCAUUGUAUGUAUUCUUUUCUACAAAAAUUUUCCAACAACUUUAGCUAUUUUAAUUGGUUGCAGUGUGCUUAUAAUGUUAUCUUUACUUGUACUUAAAUGUUAUAAAUUGUCGCCAUCAAAGUUUCAAGGAAAAAUGAGUACAUGUGCAGCUAACCCUGAAAAUAGUAGUACAGAUGAUAUAACUUCGAACAACAUGGAAAGUAUCACAACUGAAAGUCUUCACGACUUGACAGAAAAUUCCAACUUACAUCAAUCAUUUAAAAGUAAGCUUUUUUCGGCUUGGGUGACAUCACAUUUGUAUGGAGGGAUUAUUAUGUGUCUUCCUAUAAUAGUUGUUUUUUCAACAUACGAAGACUGCAAGACAAACAAUUGGAAAAAGCCUCAAAUAGAAUAUUUUGCAAUGUUAAUGUUUGUUAGUCUUCUCCAUUUUUGCAACUUUACACAAUUAUCCUCACUGAUGAAGACCAGUUUUGCCUAUAUUUGGGCUCUUGCUUUUAUUCUAAUGCUUGUUGUUUUACCUUCUUCAAACUGUAUGCUUCGCAGUGACAAGUCUGAUAAAGUUAUGAUAAUGGAUAUUGUUUUAGUAGUGAUUCUUCAAAUCAUUCUAAUAACAAUUCUAAAUCGCAUUCAUGAGCAAGGCGUCAGAGCAAACUUUUAUGGUGAUAAAGAAGCGGCUGAACAAAAGAAUAUUGCAUUAGAACAGAAACAAGUUGCAGAUUGGCUUAUUAAUGAUAUGUUUCCUCGAUAUGUUUCUGAAGAAUUAAAGUUUACUAAUAACUGUUCUAAAAAUUAUGAGAUGGUAGGUGUCCUCUUUGCUACUAUUGUUAAUUUUAGUGGCUUUUAUGAAGAGAACUUUGCAGGUGGUCUCGAAUGCAUAAGAAUACUUCAUGAGUUAGUUGCUGAUUUUGAUAAUGAACUUGUGAAGUUUCAAGAUAUUGAGAAAAUAAAAACUGUCUAUGGCACAACAUUUAUGGCAGCCUCUGGAUUAAAUCAAACUAGUAAAGUUGUUCAAUUAUCUGAUGAAAAAGAUAAACAAUAUUUACAUUUAAAAUCUUUAAUGGACUUUGCCCUAGUAAUGCAAAGAUCUUUAGAUGAUUUUAAUGAAAACAUGUUAGGUUUUAAAUUUCAUCUUCGCUGUGGUUUUAAUGCAGGUCCAGUUACUGCUGGAGUUAUUGGUACUAUGAAGCCUCAAUACGAUAUAUGGGGUGACACAGUCAAUGUUGCUAGUCGUAUGGACUCAACUGGUGUUGUUGAUAAAAUUCAGGUAUCUGAAGAAUGUAUGAAAAAGCUAGAAAAUUUUUACACUUUUACUGAACGCGGAGCAAUACCUGUUAAAGGUAAAGGUAUGGUAACGGCUUACCUACUAGUUAGCAAGAAAUAAAAACGAAUAUGUAUUUUGAAUUGUAUAUUUGUUUAAAAAAAAAAUUUGUUUUUA